AUGCUCCCCGUCCCCGUGAACCUGCCCAAAUGGCUUGAGGAGAACUCACAUCUCCUAAAGCCGCCCGUCAACAACUACUGCGUCUACAAUGAGGGAUUCACCACCAUGAUCGUCGGCGGCCCCAACGCCCGCACCGACUACCACAUCAACGAGACGCCCGAGUGGUUCUACCAGUACCGGGGCGCGAUGCUUCUCAAGGUGGUGGACGGGGGCGAGUUCCGGGACGUGGUCAUCGGCGAGGGCGACAUGUUCCUGCUGCCGGGGGGCACGCCGCACAACCCGGUGCGGUUCGCCGACACGGUGGGCGUGGUGCUGGAGCAGCGCCGGCCGGCCGAGAGCGUCGACCGCAUGCGCUGGUACUGCCAGAACCCGGCCUGCCGCCGCGUCGUCCACGAGGCCGCCUUCCACUGCACCGACCUCGGCACCCAGAUCAAGGCCGCCAUCGAGGCCUUCAUGGCCAGCCCCGACAACCGCACCUGCAAGAACUGCGGCGAGCUCGCCGACUCGGUGCCCAAGCCCGGCACCAUCCAGGAUCCCAACUUGCAGUCGCACUAA
This is a messenger RNA of Neoarthrinium moseri, 555 nucleotides long. RefSeq lists its product as uncharacterized. Gene Ontology annotation, biological process: quinolinate metabolic process; 'de novo' NAD+ biosynthetic process from L-tryptophan. The transcript has 3 exons. NCBI's taxonomy places the organism in Eukaryota, Fungi, Ascomycota, Sordariomycetes, Amphisphaeriales, Apiosporaceae. Gene Ontology annotation, cellular component: cytoplasm. Bases 1 to 555 code for a protein of 184 amino acids. Gene Ontology annotation, molecular function: 3-hydroxyanthranilate 3,4-dioxygenase activity; iron ion binding. The record is from RefSeq and is a predicted model, not a curated record.